AUGAUAUUUGUGGUCCUGGAGCUGAGGUACAACACGUGUGCGCACCUCUGUGCGCAUGAGCGAGAGAACGACAUACACAGACAGACAGGCAAACAGACGAAGCUGCCUUUCACCAUCCCAGAGCUGGUCCAGUCAGCCCCCUGCAAGAGCUCGGAUGGCAUUCUCUAUACGGGGAAGAAGCAGGAUGUGUGGUUUGUGGUGGAUCCUGAAACGGGGGAAAAGCAGACAAGCCUAACCACCUCCUCCUCCGAAUCCAUCUGUCCGAACACACCUCUUCUUUACAUAGGACGCACAGAAUACAUGAUCACCAUGUUUGACACCAAGACCCAGGAGCUACGGUGGAACGCCACGUACAACGACUACUCGGCGCCCCCCUAUGACGAGAAACAGGACUACAGGAUGGCUCAUCUUGUAUCCAGUGGUGACGGUCUGGUGGUUACAGUGGACAGAGAAACAGGUGACGUCCUGUGGAGUCAGAACUACGGUUCCCCCGUGGUGGGGGUCUAUCUGUACUCGGGGGAGUCGCUGAGACACGCCCCCCACCUGUCCCUGGCCCUGGAGACGCUGCGCUACCUCACCUUCGCCUCGGCCAGCGACCAGGCGGACUCCCCCUCCACGCUGAAGUGGAGCUACCAGUUUGUGAAGGAGCAGGCCACUGCCCAGGCACAGCUUGUGCCUACCCUCUAUGUGGGCAAACUGGACUCCCGCCUGUAUGCAUCCACCUCAUUGGUCCAUCACGGAGUCCCCCUGGUGCCUCGGGGCCUGACCCUAGCCCGCAUCGAGGGUCCCAUCACGGCCGGCGUGACGCUGCGACAGAAAGGGGAGUGUGAGAGCAUGCCGUCCACCGACGUGCGCUAUCCCCACGGCAGCACCAACAGCCGGAACAACCACUGGCUGCUGAUAGGGCAUCACGAGCUCCCUCCGUUGGCUCACACCACCAUGCUGAGGGAGUUCCCCGUCAGCCUCCAGCGCUCCAGAGAGCCCUUCAUCCCCCCCCGGACCCCCGCCGCCUCCCACUACAACCAGCACUAUUUUGAGACUGCAUCUCAGGGCCAGGGUGAAGGGGACCAUGACGAUGAAGAGAAUGGGGUACGCACGCACGGGACGAAGGGGGUCCGGGGCAAACGGCCCUCCAGAAUUCUGCCCUCCUCCCUGUCCCAGGACCCCCUGACGCUGGCAGUCCUCACCCUGCUGGUGGGGGGCUGGCUGGCCUUCGCUCUCACCUACCCCUCGCGUGCUGUCAAAGUUCAGAAGGUUCAAAGGCCGGGAGGCGACACGGAAACCUCAGAACCACUGAGAGACGACAGCCAGACGAAUACACACUCCUCUCCUCCCACCCUCUCUAACUCCAGUAGCGAAUUCAAGGCAGCGUCUACUGAAUCUCUACCUGAGUCUCUGAUAAGCAGCAAUUCAGAUGCAGACAGCAGAAGCAGAACCACUGGACUUCCACAAACAACUGAAGUGGAAGGAGAUGAGGUCAACGUGGGGAAGAUGACCUUCAAGCCAUCUGAGGUUCUGGGACAUGGUUCAGCAGGAACCUUCGUCUUCAGGGGCCAUUUUGACGGCCGGCAAGUGGCCGUGAAGCGCAUCCUGCCCGAGUGCUUCGAGGUGGCGGAGCGCGAAGUGCAGCUAUUAAGGGAGUCGGACACGCACCCCAACGUCAUCCGCUACUUCUGCACUGAGAGGGACCGGCUUUUCACCUACAUCGCCAUCGAGCUGUGCGCUGCCACUCUGCAACAGUAUGUGGAAGACCCAACCGGCUUCCCUGGGCUGAGUGCAGUGACUCUACUGGAGCAGACCAUGUGUGGCCUCUCUCACCUUCACUCUCUCAACAUAGUCCACCGGGAUCUGAAGCCGAGGAACAUCCUGAUCUCGGGUCCCGGGCCGCUGGGCCGGGUCCGGGCCCUCAUCUCAGACUUUGGGCUGUGCAAGAAGAUGCUGGACGGUCGCUGCAGCUUCUCCAUGCGCUCAGGGAUCCCCGGGACUGAGGGAUGGAUCGCCCCCGAGGUGCUGCGAGAAGCUCCCGGAAACAACCCGACAGCAGCGGUGGAUGUGUUCUCAGCCGGCUGUGUCUUCUAUUAUGUGGUCAGCAGGGGGCAGCACCCCUUUGGCGAUGCACUGAGGCGUCAGGUCAACAUCCUGGCAGGAGAAUACACACUCUCACACUUCAUGGAGGAUAUGCAUGAUGAUGUCAUAGCUCGGGAUCUGAUCGAGCGAAUGAUAAGUGCAGCGCCGGAGUCCCGCCCCUCGACUUCCUGUGUGCUCAAACAUCCCUUCUUUUGGAUUCCUGAGAAGCAGCUACUGUUCUUCCAGGACGUGAGUGACCGUAUAGAGAAGGAACCAGGGGAGGGGGCUAUUGUGGUGAGGCUAGAGACCGCGGGCAGAGCGGUGGUUCGAACCAACUGGAGGAUGCACAUCUCUGUGCCUUUGCAGACGGAUCUGAGAAAGUUCCGGACCUAUAAGGGGAACUCGGUCAGAGACCUUCUGAGGGCCAUGAGGAAUAAGAAGCACCACUAUCACGAGCUGCCCAAGGAGGUACAGGAGACCCUAGGCGAGGUUCCAGAAGGAUUUGUCGGUUACUUCACCUCGCGGUUUCCACGGUUACUGCUCCACACCCACAAUGCUUUGCACAUCUGCGCCCAUGAAAGACUAUUCCACCCUUACUAUUUGGCUCCUAUUGCCAAAUAGCAUUCACUAAUGGCCCCGGGCACAGUUUGAGUUUUACACUUCCUUGAAUGUUUUUGUACUACCAGAGGUUACAUGCGCAGUAUGUGUUUUAUUUUAACAAUCCUUGGAUUUUCAGAGAGUGAUUAAGGACUGGUGGGGGGAAAACCCACAUUGCACAUCAGGUAUGUUUUGGAAAUGAAGUUGAAAUUCCUCUGAUUCCAAGAGCACUCCACCAAGGGCUGAAUUUUAUAGCGGCUAUCCAUUUUAUACAUUUGAGGUAUUUGCCCUUUUUACCCCUGACAAUAGUACUUUCUCUAAGGAAAAGACCUUUCUCAAACAGAGGGCAAAUGUGUCACGGUAUUGCCGACAUCAAACACGCUUUUAAUUUGAAAUAUUUCAGACGCAAAGUGUAUUGGGUGAUUUGCAUCUGCAUGGUAUUUGCGGCUCCACUUGUAUUGAAUGUAUUUUCAUUGUUAUUUUGGGGGCUCUUUGGUUACUGAUGGUAGUUGUUACACACUGACCGAA
Gadus morhua (Atlantic cod) is the source of this 3192-nucleotide messenger RNA. RefSeq names its product serine/threonine-protein kinase/endoribonuclease IRE1. NCBI's taxonomy places the organism in Eukaryota, Metazoa, Chordata, Actinopteri, Gadiformes, Gadidae. The record is from RefSeq and is a predicted model, not a curated record. The transcript has 22 exons. Gene Ontology annotation, molecular function: ATP binding; RNA endonuclease activity; protein serine/threonine kinase activity. Bases 1 to 2688 code for a protein of 895 amino acids. Gene Ontology annotation, biological process: intrinsic apoptotic signaling pathway in response to endoplasmic reticulum stress; IRE1-mediated unfolded protein response; protein phosphorylation. Gene Ontology annotation, cellular component: IRE1-TRAF2-ASK1 complex.